This is a messenger RNA of Phanerochaete carnosa HHB-10118-sp, 952 nucleotides long. RefSeq lists its product as uncharacterized. The coding region runs from base 116 to 406 and encodes 96 amino acids. The record is from RefSeq and is a predicted model, not a curated record. NCBI's taxonomy places the organism in Eukaryota, Fungi, Basidiomycota, Agaricomycetes, Polyporales, Phanerochaetaceae. The transcript has a single exon.
AACCAACCCGCCAAGCCAGACGUCAGCCUUCUGCCAGACAUUGUCCCCACACCUGCAGCCUUAAGCAGCCCACUCGCCGCCCACUCGCCGCCCACCCGUAUAACCGCACGAAAAGAUGUCCACCUCCUCCGCAUACGCCGCCCUCCUGGCCACGUUCGCGAUGCCCGCCAGCGGCGCACACGACGCACACGCAGCACACGCAGCACACGCAGCACACGCAGCACACGCAGCACACGCAGCACACGUCCCGCUGCACACCCUCGCCGCGCCCGCCGUCACGACGUUCGAGCACACGAAGCGUGCGGCCGUGUCGCGCCCGAGCUCGCCUGGCCCGCGCACGCGCGCACGCACACACCACAACAGCAUCAAGGCGAGCGCGGACUCGUACGCCCCUGUGUUCUUCUGAGCACCAGCCCCCGCCCCCUGCCCCCCACCGCCCGCCGCCGCCGCCCCGCCCCGCCCCGCCACUGGCACUGCAACCGUCGCAGCUGCCACUGCACCGCUCUGCAUGCCCCUAGUACACGACGAGCACCGUGUGGAUCCGAGGGCUCUUGCUUCUUCGGCAUUCGGUGUCUCGGACACCCGCUGGGCCUCGUCGUCGCUCCGAUGUUGCGAGCCCACGCAGCACACACCAGCACAUCGUAUCGCCCGUCUUUGGCUUGCGCUGCGCCUUCGGUCCCGAGGCCGAGGCGCAGCGAGCAAGACGGCAUAACUUAUCAACUUGGGAGGGAGUCGUAAAUUAUCGGAUGUUGAGAGUGGUUAGCCGAAAGUUAUGGGAGAGGGUGCGUUUGUCUGCAUGAACACUCUUAGCAUAAUAGGACAUGUGCAUCUCGUAAGACAAGUACAGUAUCUGUUGUAAUAGCCCCCAGCUGUAGUUCUCAUCCUAGUCACAAGUUUACCUUUAGUAGUAGUAUAUAUUCCGUCAACUGGUAAUCAACAUUCUGCUACAUCU